CAUUGAUUUACCAUUUUUGGAAAAAAAAUCGUGACCAAUUCUAGGGUGAGUCGAUUCUGAAAGCAGAAGUUAUCCUGCAAAAAGUAAAGUCACAGCGGACGAGAAGAAGUUGCACGCGUCAGCACUUCUUGUUGGUUCUUACCGAGAGGUCGAGAGUAAGAAUCGGACAACUCCUUGUCUGUACAGAAACAUCGAGUCCUUUUUCAGAAAACGAUAAAGGUGUCGAAAAUAAAUCGAAGAUGAGCAGCCGACGCAAUAGGAGCGGUUGGUCGCUGAUGCGCGGCAACGGGGAAGUGUCCUCAAUUGAGAAUUCGCCCACAAAGCAGUCGGAGAAGGGGUCUUCUGACGAGGAGAGCGACGUUUCGCUCAUCGAUUUGCAGGGCGACUACGAGACGCUACUCGCCGAUCAUGUGGACCAUGACCAGCAGAGCAGUUCGGCUUCUUCCACGACUUCUUCACAAGGCGCUGGUGGAGAUGAACAACAAGCUACCACUAACAAGGCCUCCUCGCUGGUGCGCAACACGAAGACGGUGGUCCAAGAGUUUGCCAGCAAGACCAAAAACUUGUACCAGAAGACGGCCAAGGAUCUGUUCCACGUGAAUAAGAAGAAGACCUGCAGUCCGGAAAGCGUCCAGGACUUUCUCGAGCUCGUGGAAGAGAAGCUGAAAAAGGAGUUGGUGGUGGAGAAGGAGAAGUUGCUGAAAGAGCAGCAAGCGAAAAAUAAAUCCUGGUUCUCCUGGAUGCCGUUCACGAAUGAGGGCGGGAACAAGGUGAACCCGCCGGCCCCGCAGAAGGACUACCCUGAUAUGACGCCCGCUUUUUCCGCUAUCGUGCAGAAAGACAUCAAGGCGACUGCAGGAGAGCAGCAAGUUGGAGACAGCUCGGUCCGGAAGCAGUUUGCGAAGUUCCUGGCGUUCUUUGUUACCGUGUUCUGUGCCACGAAGGGAAAAUGCUGUCUGGCCAAGCAGAAGGCGGGCGAGUAUAAAAAUUUGAAGAUGAUUUUUCAUUUUUGUUUUUCGUAUGCAAAGAAAUGCAAGUGGUGAUGAGGUCCUGCAAAGCAGCGAACUCGUUUGUGGUCCACCACCGAGGCCUUCGUAUUAAAUGCUGAAAAUGUUGUAAAUGAAAUAUCAAAAAACCCUCACAGCGCCAAGGACAUGCUGAUCGCCUUCAUCCGGCAGCAGACCGACCUGUUUAUGGAAGCGUCAGGUUUGAAAUCGUCAAAGUUGAAAUAGUUUGUCAUGCAUAAAAUGGAUGCCAGUUGGAAGCCAGUUUGUAAGUGGCGCAUGACAAAUUUCGGUGGUCCCUAAAUCCAAACUGUCAUGCUGUUUAGGCAAAGAAGAGUGAUUUUUUCAUGCUACUUUAGCAGCUCGAGCUGUAGCCCCAAACAGGCUUACAAUCGGCCUCACUUGCCUGCUCUGCAACGCACGCAUCUCGGGUCAUGCAUUUUAUGCAUUACAAAUUAUUUCAACUUUGACGAUUUCAAACCUGACGCUUCCAUACUGUUGAUCAUGAAAUUAAAAGCCGCCACCAUCAACGCGGACGAGAAGACCCGCAUGGCGGUUUCGCAGAUCUGCGUCACGCUCAAGGCUUCCUCGGAGAAGCUGAUCGCCUGGAUCAAGCGGUUGACCUGUCGGUACGUGGUCCCAGUGCGGUCCCGGAUCAUCGCCGGCUGCCAGACCUACUGCGCCUUCAUGGACCGCGUGGCCGGGAAGGGCUACAAGUGCCUCUGCUACAUCGCCCUGUCCACGAAAAAGUUGGCCUCCAAGCGCGCCGCCAGGAAACUGCAAUUGGAAGCGGAGGCAGCGGCCGUUGCGGGAGAUGAGGUCGUAGAAGAAGGCUACGUCAAGGUCGAGCAGAAUUCUUCUUCCCCGACUAGCACAACGACCACUUCUGAGGAGCUGCAGGUUGCUGCUCCGGCCAGCACUGGGGUACUACAGUUAUACAAUUUUUGUGGUUUUCGCACUUUUGAUGUCGAACGUUAACGUAGAAGUUAUGCUCUCAGUCUGAACAACAUGCUUGGAAUUUGAAAAUGCAGCCAUUAUCUUCACUCUCUCCGCCAAUCCUCUUUACUGAACUCCAGGUCGUUUCCACCGCCAAGACCCUGGCGGCCAAGAAGAUCCGUAAAGCGUACAAGAAGUGCGGGCAGUUUUGCGCGCACCGUGUGCGUCUGGCGAAAAAAUGCGUCCGCGGCCCGCGCCGCAGCCUGCUCCGCUCCGUCCACAAGGCGUUCGGGAUGCUCAAGCGGAUGCAGUGCUGCGUGUUCCGCGCGGUGAUGCAGCAGGUUUGCAAAUUUUCCGCCAAGUCGGCCGAAAUCUUCGGCAACUACGAGACGGCCUCUCGCAGCGAGAAUCUGCGCGCGCUGCGGGACACCAUCAAACAGCACCUGGAGAACCCGCAGUUCGAUAACAUGAACAACUUUUUAGCCGGACCUUCCGCCGCGGAAAAGAGCGGCGCGGUUGCCUGUACUUCUAUGUCUGCUUCUUCGUCGGGUUCUUGCAAGGGCUCUUCCUGCACCAAGUCCGUGAAAAACGCAAACCGCAUGCACAUGAUGGCGUUGUUGGUUGUGGUGUUCGCCGUACAGUCGCGUCUGCUGAUGCUGUCCAUCGUGGCCGACGCGCCCUCCGAGAUGACCGAUGUCUGCCCGCUCCGGCGGUCGGGAACCAGCCUGUUUUACGCCACGACCUCGUCCUGGGGCAACCCGAUGGAAGAGCUCGCCGCGCCGACGGGCAGCACCGGCCAGGAUGACAUCGGUAUUUACUUAGUUUUUUUCAUUCGCUGUUGUAAGUUCCGAAUCGGAUCCGGGGCGACAUCUUGAUUGAUGAUCUGUAACGCCUAGGCUCGCACCGUGACCUCCACGCGCUUAUUUCCACUUUUGGUACAGAACCUGAUUAUUUGAAAUUGCAGUGCAGCGAACGGAAUGGAAAUCGAAAAUGAAAAUCCGUAUACAAGAACACCAAAUUAAUAAUACAACCAGAUCUUUCCGCGUUCCGCGCCGCCUUGUUUGGUGAAGACAAGAAGUGCCGCCGUGGCGUUUUGGACGCGCGGAAGCAGGUUGAAGCUCAGGUGGGUGCGCAGAACUUGGAAUCCUGCCCGCAGAACUGGACCCUGAAGGGCGCCUGGACCACGAGCACCACGACGAACCACUCCAAAGCGGCCAUUUUCCCGGUGGGUAAGUUUCUGCAGAAGUCGGCGAUCGGUCUGGUUCGCGAGUACCUGCAUUCCCAGAUGAUGUUGUGGAAGCAGGGCGCCCGGAUGCUGAACACCAGCUCGACGGAGCUGCAUCAGACGUCGUCCUCUGCGGUCGUCGCUUUUCAGAACGAGGCGCAGGCCCGCUCUAAUCACUGUGUGGUUUUGCCGCACAUGAUGGCUGAAGGUGAGAACAAGACGAGCAAAACGAAUUUCGGCUCUUUGUACGCAGCCUCCAGCUCUCGCCGGGCGGGCCGCCGCAACGCCCAGCAGAACUUCACGCGCGUGGGAGGUUCUUUCACGAACACUAGUACUCCCACCCAGGGAACUACCGGCUCGAUCGAGACCAAGCAGGAGUUCAUUUUCAAGAUGCUGAAGCGCCGCGAGACCAACCGGAUUCUGAACUCCCGUAGUACUAACAAUCGCCACGUCCGCUCCAUCGGCGGCUCAGCAUCUUUCUCGAUGAACGCGCGCCGGGCCAGCGUGCGUCGCGCCCAGCGCCGCGCGAGGACCGCCCAGCGGACCGCGGGACAGAAAUCCUCGGUGAUCGUGCCGGUGUAUCACCCCGUGAGCCGCCGCAGCCCGCUGCCGCCAACGGUGGACGACUUGCGCGACUUUCCGGAACAGACCUGCACCGCCAUGCAGAAAAACUACAACAAGGACGACGCUGCUCUGAUGCACGUCUUCCAGAGCAUGGCUAUGAGCAAGCCGGGACGAGGCAGUGGUCGUACCAGUUCCAGAGUCGUGGUCCCCCGAGCACCCGUUGCGGACCCGCCUUUGGACAAACAGAUGGUGAAAGCGAUGAAGGUAUCAAAUGCAAAAAUGUCUGGGUCUGGAAACGUGUGAUGCUAAAAUGUGGAUGAUAGAAACAGUGUCGAGCGCAACCUAGCAUGACAACUUUCCAGAACGCUUUCUCAUAGGCAAUCCGCAUGAGAAGCUGCGUUUUUGCGUAUAAAAAAAGAGGCCGCGACUUUUGUUGUUUAUGCAAUACAGAUUUCCUAACUACGGAAAGCUAGCAUUACAAGUUCCAACCUUCUAGACCCAGACAUAUUUGCAAUGCAUAGAGGGCCCUCGAGGUGCGCCGCACGCUGCGCCAGCGCCGUCGCGCGACAAACACGCGGGGUGGUGGAAACAAGCAGAAUGGUGUGCGGAAGAACCAGACGGCGAGCAGUCAUGCGAUCUACUACCCGGCGCUGCCUUUGCCGCAAUUCCGCCCGACGAUGCCGGUCUACGUGGCCACGAGCAAGAACAACAGCCACCAAGUGGUGGUGUACAAGGACAAGGCUCGGGUACAGGAAGACGACAUCAAGUGCAAAUGGCAGUUGAUGGAGCGGAAGAAGAAGGUACUUUUAUCAAAAAAGUGCUUUAAUCUUGACAAGUAUAAUUCUCAAUCGGUAUAACUUUUCCUCGAACUCCACAGAACGUCGAUCCAAGAUGAAUAAAUCCAUUAACUUCUUCUCCCCCACUUAAUCAACCUCAGGCCGCCCAGGAGGAGAAGUAUUUUCUCGCUCCUCGCACCUCGUUCCUUGCCGACGAGGACUCGUUCGCCCCUCCCGCGUCGACCGCCGCUCGCCCGAGCAAGCCGACCUCCUAUGCAAUGCAAAAGCAUCGUACUAGUACAAAUUGCAUUACAAAUUUGCUCAGCAUGAAGAACGCAAUUUGUAAUGCUGUUUUACCCUAGGAGGAAGAUUUGUCAUGCAUAUUUGCAAUUAGUCCGAGCGCGAUACUUUUGCACUGGAUACCUCCAGUACCACCGCGACGUUGACGCCGCGGACGACUUAUGAACUGCAAAAGUAUCGUACUCGUAUUGCAGUCAUGCAUUACAAAUCUUUUUCUUAAGGUAAAUCCGCAAUACAAAUUUUAUUUCUCAUGCUGAGGAAAUUUGUAUUGCAUUUAUACGAGUGCGAUACUUUUGCAAUGCAUACGACUGUGGUGACCACGAGCACCACCGGCCCGCUGUUUCCGAAGCUCGAGCAGAAGAAACUGAUGCUCCUGCCGGAGAACAAGAAGCGGAUCUACCCGGCCAGUAGCCUGCUGCACAUAUGCAUUGCAAAUAUGUCUGGGUCUGGAAGAUUCUAAACUAACUUGUGAUGCUGUCUCUGGAUUCUAAAAAAAUUUGUAUUGCAUGACCAGCACGAGGACUCCAGUUUGUGCUACGCGGAGAGGGCAUUUCCCAUGCGGUAGAGGCAUCGCAAAGUCCUCUAAAGAUCUGUGAUGCUAGGGCAUGCGUCACAGAUAUCAUGGGUCAUUCAAAAUAUGCAUGACAAACCUGGCAAUCUUCCAGACGCAGACAGUUUUGCAGUUGAUAGCACACGAACAAAAACAAUUCCACCAGCGAGGCAGUUGGUAACACCUCUACUUCUACCGCGACUUCGACUGCUAGCACGACCCCCAAGGCCGCCAAGGCGGCAGGUGGUCCGCCGCACUUUUACAAGAUCGCGCAGGCGUAUGGGAGUGCACAACUCCUCCUCCCCCCUCAUUUGUAUAGCAUGAACACACAGCAAUACAAACAUUAGCACACGUGAAGCCUGUGCAUGACAAAUUCAUGCGCCUAGUGCAGUACUGUUUGGGCUUCCGGAAUCUGUCAUGCAAACAGUGCCACAGGGAAGCACUUGGGUUUGCGGUUUUGCAUGACAAACGAGAGGGAGGGGGAGUUGUGCACUCUCAUAAGGCGCAGCACAACUACCGGCGUUUUAUCUUCUCCAGCUCCUACCACAUGAGCGGCCUGGGUACCAGCAACCCCUACGGAAUGUCCUCGCCCCGCGAUCAUCAUUCCGGCGCGGACAUGAUAUGCAAUGCAAAAGUAUCGUACUCGUAUAAGUGCAUUUACAAAUUUCCUCAGCGUGAGAAAUAGAAUUUGUAAUGCGGAUUUAACUUAAAAGAAAGAUUUGUAAUGCAUGACUGCAAUGAAUACGAGUGCGAUACUUUUGCACAGGAUACAUGAUGGGCGGCGAAAACGAGCAGGAGUGCAAGAACUACGAGGGGCCGCUGUACAUCGACGCGCAGAUGCCCACGGAAAACGUAUCGAGUGCAAAAAUGUCUGGGUCUGGAAGAUUGCGAGAUUUGUCAUGCUUGUCUCGCAUGACCAAAGAGUUUGUGAUGCGUGUCCAAGAAGAGACCCUUUUGCCUGUCAUGCAAAAACGCAGUUUGUCAUGCGAAAAACGCAACAAGAUAUUUCUCAUGCUUGGCUGUGCAUUAGUACAGAGCAUUCAUUUUCAUUCUUCCCAACGCAGCAUUACAAGUUUCCAGCGCAGACAUUUUUGCAAUCCAUAAAACGUCCCGGUGCGCAACAUCACCGCGGCCCGGGAAGCCUACAUGAAGGUCAUCGGGGUGUCCUGCUGCGCAUAAAGCGAAAAUACAUCGCGAAGCAAGGCAUCAAGAAGGAGCAUGAUCUAAGAAAGACGAGGAGCAGGAAAAAGAAUACGAAACACAAACAGGAACUGAAGAAAUAGAGACGCAAAGAGAUCUGGCGAAAAGGUUGGUGGAGAUGAGAGAUGCAGCCAGAUAACCUUGAUGUUCUCAAAUAACCGGCACUUAAAUCAGUAGGUGACUUAAAGUCUCAGUCUAUCUCUAUUACAAAUGUAAUUAUCUCUAGUGUUAUACAAUUUUGUCUUGUUAACAAUCUAACAAACCCUCUUUUAUUGUAACAACUGUUUCGCUCUACCAUCUCGUUUCGACUAUUUUACAACAAUUACAAUUUUAUUCACACCUGAUUUACUGGUAGGGUUGUACCCUAACUCUUGUUCUUUAAAAUUCUUCAAAUGAACCCGCGCGACAGGAAUCCUGUCAAUCUAUUCAUCGUUCUUCCCUGAAAAAAUGUACCUCUGUAAAAUUAUUAUGUGUUUCUCGACACAAAAAAAUGAACCGUGACCAAACUCCAUAUCAAAACUAGUACCGGGAACAAGUCGUGUAUUAUUUACCGUUUCUAAAUUGAUGAAAAAAUGAAACUGUAAAAAGUUGUGCAGCACCAGGAGUAAAAAAUAGGUACUAAUUUGAGAAUUCAGGUACUACGGCAUCUCUUUGAAAAAUCUUGAGUACUACAAUUUUUGGACUUUUGAGAAAACUAACGAACUACUCAGAUAUCUUGAAGCAGAAAUAAAAAUAAGACGAAAACAAAUCAUCUAUGCGGAUCAUGAGGAGGAAGCUGACCUCUGAAAAACUUUUUACCGGCACACAACAUCAACAGAAAACCAGUGUAACAAAAGACGAAGGUAACGUUUACAUCAGGUCAACCGCAACUACUAUUAAAUUUUCUCUCGAACAAUAAUUUUCCAUCGCAUAUAGGUCGUGUGUAGCUAGAGCGUAUUCAUCAAAUUAUCGAGACCUCCAAGGCGUUUCUUGCUGGCUCGCUAUUGCGAUGCCCACAGAAGCAGGUGAAAAGAAAAGGAGCGUCAACACGAUAGUGGACCUCGCUUUGGUUCCUUGAAAAAGGACCUGAGUGGAGUCUUUGUCGUGUUGGAGAAAUACGAGGUUAAAAACGCGAAGAGCCUCCUAAUAUGAGCUGCUUGCACGAUUCUAUCAGCUUUAGUCUUCCAGUUCUUUGCAACGAAAAAUAUGACACUCUAUACUAUUUUCACGAACUGAAUCUAGCGACGAACUUAUUUGGGAUAUGGACAGAAGUUGAGUAGUCCAAAACAUCAGAACUACAACCAGUACUAGUUUCAAAUGAAUACAACCAAAUAUAAAUUCCAGAGCUUUACAGUAUCACAAGCGAACUCUAGACAGUUAUGAAAUUUUCGGGCACAAAACAACUAAACCUAUUGAUGUAAUAGUUCUUACGGCCACGCGCUAUUGUAACUGUCUUUAGAGUUGUUGUCUAGUUCAAGAUAAUUACCUACAAAAUUAGAACUUCCUUUAAAUUUUUCGCCUGCCGUUUACGCCAGCAGCAAUAUAUGCCACAUUGUCAGCACUACAUGAGAGAAUAUGAAAUGCCUCCAGGCAGUGCCUGUUUUGCUGUAUUGAUAGAAUUUUCAGGAGGACGCGGUCUGGUUUUGGGGAGAUUGAUUUCACCCUGCUAUCAUUCCGUUCCCGAAGACAAGUAGAAGAAGUUCCUGGAGAUCUUCUUCACCGACGAUAAACCUCUCUAAACCUAAUACUACACGAGCCGUCGCACGAGCUAUGGUUCCAGUCCUCCGCGAAAGUCAGAACAUCAACAGUCCAUUUCAACUAAACAAAUUAUCAAAGUAAAGCAGGUCGUUCUGUA
Messenger RNA from Amoebophrya sp. A120, 8389 nucleotides. Lineage: Eukaryota; Dinophyceae; Syndiniales; Amoebophryaceae. The record is from the annotation of a GenBank genome assembly.